AUGGCGGUGAGCGUAAGCACAGACAUUGCUGGCUUUGACUGUCCGUCAUGGGCGGGAAAGCCUCCACCUGGCCUCCAUCUGGAUGUGGUUAAAGGAGACAAAUUAAUAGAGAAACUGAUCAUCGAUGAAAAGAAGUUCUAUCUGUUUGGGAGGAAUCCUGAUCACUGUGACUUCACAAUAGACCAUCAGUCCUGCUCGCGUGUUCAUGCGGCGCUGGUUUACCAUAGACACCUCAAGAGAGUCUUUCUCAUCGACCUGAACAGCACCCAUGGCACAUUUCUGGGCAGAAUUCGCCUUGAGCCUCAAAAACCACAGCAGGUGCCAAUCGACUCGACCAUGUCGUUUGGAGCAUCGACACGAGUGUACACACUGAGAGAGAAACCACAGACGCAGAGUAACUCUGCUGCAGGAGACAGUAAAGGAGUGGAGGAUGAGGAGCUCAAGGGAUUACUGGGACUGCCAGAGGAAGAAACAGAGCUUGAGAACCUGACAGAGUUCAACACAGCUCAUAACAAGCGCAUCUCCACGCUCACCAUCGAGGAGGGAAACCUGGAGAUCCAGAGACCCAAGAGGAGGAGGAGGAGCUCACGAGUGUCCUUCAGUGAAGAGGAGGAGAUAAUCAACCCUGAGGACGUCGACCCCUCUGUAGGGCGCUUCAGAAACAUGGUGCAGACAGCUGUGGUCCCCAUUAAGAAGAAGAAACUGGAGGCUCAUGGUACAUUGGGACUGGACGACAUCAUAGCACGCCGGCUACAGAACUUCCCUCUCAGCGCUGGGCUCUACGGCGACUUGCCGCCCACCAGUCAUGAGGCAGGUGUACAAGGGGGUGGAGCUCAGGGUGGCGGGUCUUCUGCCAUGUUGGGCGGGAUGCCUCUGCCCUUCCCCAACCCUGCCCCAGAGGUCGAUCUCUUGCCCGCCACAGUGCAGCCCCCUGCUAUGCUCAAUCCCACCCCCGCUCCCGGACCCUACUCGGCUGAACCCCUCAAUGAGCCACGCAAGAAAAAAUAUGCAAAGGAGGCGUGGCCUGGCAAAAAGCCCACUCCCUCCCUGCUGAUUUAACAUGUUUAACUGUAAAACAGGAUAGCCAGAGCCUAUAGACAAUAAAGUUGAAGAUGACUAUUUCAAAAAUCUGCUCUGGAGAUUGGAGUACUUCUUAUUUGAGGAUAUUGUUUCCAUGCAACAUAUUUUUAACAGAUUAGGUACUUAAACUGUUACAGGAUAAGGCAUUACAGUAGAAGUUUUGGAAAGGUGAGUCACCUGCAAUGGACACUACAAAAACUGUGGCUGUUUCUGGAAUUUGGUGAAUUACUCAAGUUUAAGUAUUUCACCCCAAAAUCAGAAGAAAAGAAAAAUAAGAAAUUAUAUUUUGCAUGAAGAAAAUAAAUCUUAUGUUAUGUUGGAUUUUUUGCAGUUCAACAUUAUUUUCAUAAUAAUUAAGCACAUAUCCCUCAAUACUUAACGCUUCACAAUAAGGUUUGCUCAGUGGUUCAGUGGUUAGCAAUCGCCUCACAGCAAGAGAACUGCAUGUUCUUCCCGUGUUUGCGUGAGUUUCCUCCUGGUGCUCUGGUUUCCCCCACAAGUCCAAAAACAUGCAGUUUAAGUGAAUUGGAGACUCUAAAUUGCCCUGUAGGUGUGAGUGAGAGUCCCCCAGCCACUGGGGGUUUGUCAGGAAGGGCAUCCAGUGUAAAACCGGUGCUCAGGCAAAUAUGUGGAUCAUGGAUGGAUACUACAGUUGCUGACGUAAUUAAAAAACAAAUGAUUGAAUUUAAUAAAGUUAACAUUAGAUUAUUCAGUAUAAAUAAACACAUUUUAUCAAUUAACAUUAAAGAUUAAUAAGUGCUGUUUAAAAAUAUAGUUCAUUGUUAUUUCAUGUUAUCUUAAUGCAAUAAUAUGUUAACAAAUGGAACCUUAUUGUAAAGUGUUACCUUUAUUUCUUUUGAUAUUGGGCUAAAAUAUAAAACAGACUUAUUGAUCUUCCAAGCCUGAUCUUGACCAGUUUCAUGAGAUUCAUCCAGGAAGGAUGAAGUGAUGUUUGAAUGAAUUGCACCUCUUCGCUUGUUUCAGGCAUUCCUGACCGGAACACGCUUAAAAGCUUGGACCAUAUUCAAUAGAUAUCAGCAGGCGAUUGAGUAAAUGUAUUCUCACUCACGUUAAAGAGAAAGCAGAAUUUGUUGUCAGCCACACUAAUGGUAAAUAGCAGCCAUUGCAUUUUAACAUUAACACGUAUUUAAUACUUGUUUUCAAAUCCUAAGAGCUUAUUCCUCUGGAAAAAUGUUCACCGUUUAAGAUGUUUUUGUAUUAAAUAUUUGAAAUACAAACCAAACCAUUGAACUCAACCAAGUGUUACCUUACUAAACCAUAAUGCUGUAGGGUCAAGUAACAUGUUUGUGUGUUGUUAUGAGACUGAGUGUUUGUAUUACACAUAGGACAUUUUUUAGGAAAUAUUUCAAAAUACUGUGGCUGUGUAUUGGUUUUCUAGCGAGAAAUUGAAACUGAACUUCAUACAUCUGCUCUUAUUGUGCAAAGACAUAAAUGAGAACGGAGCGAUUUAUGUAAUCUGAACGCAGGGAAUUGCCUUGUAAUUCUAAGGCAAUGUGAAAUGUUUUGUUAGCAUUUUAUAUAUAUUUUUUUAUAUCUGAAUGGAUCUUGCUUCCCAUUGUGAUUGAAAGCACACAUGAAAGUGCUUAACGUGGAAAGAUGAAAGGAAUUCCUGUCAUUGUUGGAUUAUUUGUCUAAUAAAUGGUAUUCCUUACUCUCAACAUGUAUGUCAAUGAAGUGCAGUAAUAACUUGGGUUUUAAUUUUCUGAAGAUUUCAUAAAAUUUGGCCUCACUAUUAUGUUUUUCUCGUCCACACAAACAACAUUUCCUUCCACUGAAAAUGGAGACACCAAAAACACAAAAAAAAAACGGAUACUUUGGGAAAUCAAUGACAUUAAGAGACUGAAAACUUGAGAUUUCAAACCUAGCAAAAAUUAACUUUCUGUACCAAGUUUGUGUAGAUAAUCUCUUUUGCCAUUUCAUAACCAUUAAAAUAUAAGAACUCCUGUAUUAUUAGGCAUUUAGAACUGUUUUAGUAAAGAAUAUUCAGAAAAGAAUAUCCAUUAUCAUUGGAACUAGCGUUGGGAAGUCCAACUCAUUUUAGCAAACCGGUUAAUUCGAACUGUUUUAAUGAACAAUUUUGAUUAACUGAUUCAGCUAUUUGUUUUUUGUUCACUGUAAGCCUUAAUGCUUAAUGUAUUUGUGUAGGCAAAAAUUCAAUCAUACUAAUUAGUUCAAAUAAAUUAACCUGAAUGUGUAUUUAGAACUUUUUUGUUUGAGUUAACAAAACUGACACCUUUUAAGUGACCUGAAUUGUUUAAGUGUUUUGAGUUUAAUGAACUUGGCUCUUUAAAUUAACAGGAACUUAAGUUGAACUGAAACUGGGCAGGGGAUUUCUAUUUCCCAGCAUGGGUUUUGGUGACUACCAUUAUGGUGAAGCUUGAUCUUAGGUUGAGGACUGGUACAAGUAAAAAAAAUAAUCUAUAUUGCUUUACUUAUUGAGCAAUUGCUAUGCUAAAGCAACCACAUGUAUGUUAGCUCCAAUACCAACCAAGCUCUAAAAAGAGGUGUUUCCUGUAAUCUCAGAACCUGUUAAUAUUAACUCCUCGCAUGGUUCGGGACUCCGUUUAAGUCUAGACUAAAGACUCAUAAUUUCAUCCAGGGAUACACUUAAUUUAUCCAUCAACUAAUAGUUAUGCUGCAUUAUUUGGGUCUGCCUGAAUCAGAAACACUUCACAUAUUCUAUAAUCAUGCUUUAAAGUGAAUGGCAUCUAAGCUAAUAUUAUUCUAUUUGUUUCCCUGUCUUAACCUCGGGAUACAUAUCCUGAGGUUAUCAGUGCCUGUCAGAUCCAGCUCUGGACCUACUUGAUGUCCAACUGCCACAUGUUGCCGAGUGAUUAUGACUAACUGCAGCUUGUGCCAGCAAGAUAUCACUUCAGUCUACUAUGCUGGACUUCACAGAUGAUGAACUGAUGCAGCAAAAACCAUAAGACAUGGGCUACUUCACUGGCAACUGCCUAAAACCUGGACUUAAGAUGAACUGCCACAAGCUUCCAGUCGAACUGCAGUGCACCUCACUGACCUCUGCCUGCAUCACCUUGGUCAAAGGAUGAAAUGCAUGGAUACAAAAUGAAUGACCAAUUAAGGCCGCCUUCAGCCAUAUAACAAAAGACAAUGCAUCUGUGUGCCGUUCCGCAGUUAUUUCAGAAUGGACUUUGAAGACUUUAGUCAUUAAUCUUACAGUUCAUACAAAAUCUUUUUGUUUAAACAUUGACCCCUAACACUUAGUUUACUCAUUUUAAACUAUGACUUGCACUGCACAUAAAUAACGAAUAUUUGCAUUAUAUUCAUGAUGUUAGUCAGAGGGGAACUGGCCCCCACAGUGAGUCUGGUUUCUCCCAAGGUUAUUUUUCUCCAUUAACCAACAUCUUAGGGAGUUUUGUGUUCCUUGACACAGAAACCUUGGGACACCCUGCUCACUGGAGUUCUAAAUACAAAUAUUAUUUAUUUAUUUAUUUUAAGGCACAAUUUACAUUUAU
Xyrauchen texanus (razorback sucker) is the source of this 4577-nucleotide messenger RNA. Its product is annotated as nuclear inhibitor of protein phosphatase 1-like. NCBI's taxonomy places the organism in Eukaryota, Metazoa, Chordata, Actinopteri, Cypriniformes, Catostomidae. The record is from RefSeq and is a predicted model, not a curated record. Gene Ontology annotation, cellular component: nuclear speck. The coding region runs from base 1 to 1059 and encodes 352 amino acids. The transcript has 7 exons. Gene Ontology annotation, molecular function: mRNA binding; protein serine/threonine phosphatase inhibitor activity; protein binding.